GAAUUCGAAAUUCGAACUAAAUUUAGAGAUAGGAAAUGAAUUCAUAGGCAUAGAUAAGGAUACAGAAUGAACUAAAAUGAAUUAUGUAAUGAACUCUUGACAAUUGAAUAUACAGUAGCAACCGGACAUUUGAACGAGUCGCAUUCAUUUUUCUAACCGGCACAAGUUUUUGGAAUUAUCGGGAAAGAAAACGAGUUUUACCACGUAGCCGAACAUUCGUGAGGUUUUCUCACAUUUUUGGUCCUUCGAGCCGGAUACGUGCGUGCUAAGUGUUUUCUUUCGCUCUGCAUCAAGAGCAACGGCAAAUUCGGAACGCUCCGCAUCACGAGCACGGUGCAAGUCAUCAUUCGCGCCAUUUCGAAUUCUCGCGCUCGUUCAAGUUCAUUAGCCCUGCAGCAAGGGCAUCGGUCGAAUUUUCGUGAUCGUGAAUCGUGGUUUAUUUUUCCCGCGUAAAUUCGAAUUGCUACAGUUUCGUGAACGUUCAUAUCGCGUUAUCGACAUUAUCGUGAAAAUCUGACGGAAGCUAAGAUGGACAAGAAGAUAAAAUCUGCUCAGCACAAAAAACUCGUCGCAGUGGAAAACAUUAAGGCGCUGGAGCGCUUUAAGCAGAACUUCAAACCCGAAAAUGUAGGUGAAAUCCCGGAGGUUAUGGAGGGUUUGGAGCAACACAGACAGGACUUUUUUGCCGCGGUGGCAAAGCUGGAAGAGUAUGACGACACCAGUGAUGCGAUUCAAGCCUGUAUUACUGACAGGAUCGAUAUGGAAGAGCGCUGCCGGCGGCUAAAAUCGUUCCUUAGAGAAAACCAACGGAAGGAAGCCAAUUCGCUCAACGACUCCUUAUUGGCUAACUCAACCCUGGCGUUUGGACGGCCAAAUACAUCAAACAUUCGUUUUCCCAAAAUCGAAUUACCAACGUUCGACGGUGAUUCGACAAAGUGGUUGUCAUUCCGCGAUCGCUUUGUCGCGAUGAUUGACGCAAGUGUCGAGCUGCCGCCAAUUGCAAAACUGCAGUACUUACUUUCGUCCCUGAAAGGUGACGCUGCGGUUCCCUUCGAACAUGUUACUCUGACCACGGAAAACUAUUCUGUUACCUGGGCUGCGCUGCUUAAGCGAUACGACAACUCACGGAUGCUCAUUCGCGAGUACUGGCGACGGCUACAUUUCCUACCUGCGAUUGCAACAGAAAGUGUCGAUGGUUUGACGUCGUUGGUAGAUGAAUUCGUGCGAUAUGUGAAUGGGUUGCAGAAGCUGCACGAACCUGUCGACUCAUGGGACACGCCUUUGUCCAACAUGUUGCUGAUGAAGCUGGACAAUGAGACCAUUCUGGCGUGGGAAAGGCAUUCUGUGCAUAAGAAGAAGGACAAGUACUGCGAGUUGAUCGAAUUCCUGCAAGACCGAAUUCGAAUCCUAAAAUCGAGCCAGAGUAUCUCGUGCGAUCGGAUUGUGGCUCCGAUCAAGGUGGCCGGGGCACAUCGGCCCACCGCACCACGGCGGUCGGUAACCAACGCUGCUUCUGUGCAAAGGAAUACUCCCGUUUCAUCGACCAGUCAACAAGUGACCUGUCCAUUGCAGUGUGCAGAUCAUCACCUGGUUCGAAAUUGCCCGGUAUUUUUAGCCAAAAAUACUCAGGAGCGGCGAGAAAUCGCACGGUCAAAAGGUUUGUGCUGGAAUUGUCUCAGUUGUUCCCAUCAAGUGAGAUCGUGCAAAUCCGAGUAUUCUUGCCGUUCGUGCAAGGAACGGCAUCAUACGCUGCUUCAUCAACCACCACAACAACCUACAGUCGCUUUGUCAGCCCAAUCAGAUGAUGAUAUGGUGUUUCUCGAGACGGCUAUUGUGUUCAUCGUAGACGAUUAUGGAGAGAAACAUGAGGCACGGGCGCUUUUGGAUUCGGGCUCUAUGUCCAACUUCAUUUCGGAUACGUUAGCUCGGAAGCUCAUGACACCUCGAGCGAGAGUUAAUGUAUCAGUGUCUGGCAUCGGAACUUCAAGGCAGCAGAUAAAGGGUUCGACCACGGCGAUCGUUCGUUCAAGGAACCUUCAAUUCACCACCCCAUUGGAGUUUCUGAUCCUGGAUACACCCUCGGCGGACAUUCCCACCUCACCAAUCAACGUGUCUUCGUGGAACAUCCCGGAUGUAACGCUAGCAGACCCCACGUAUCACAUCCCAGGCAAGGUCGAUGUGGUCAUCGGUGGCGAUACGUUCUGGGAGCUGCAUACCGGACGCAAGCAAUCUCUCGGUUCGGGUCUGCCAUGGCUGGUAGAAACGCAGUUUGGAUGGGCGGUAGCAGGAAACACUACGCAUUCGUCUCAACAACAUCGGGUAUGUAAUAUGGCAACGAGCGACAGUCCGUUGGAAGCCAUAUUGACGCGGUUCUGGGAGAGCGAGACCAUCUUCGACGAGCCCGCUCUAUCUCUGGAGGAAGACAUGUGUGAACGUCAUUUCAUCUCUACUACAACCAGAGACCCAUCUGGCAGGUAUGUCGUACGUUUACCACAAAUUCCUAAUACGAAUAUCGUUUUAGGAGAAUCGAAAGCAAUCGCUGAUCGUCGUCUCCUAGCGGUGGAACGGCGGCUUAAGUCUAACCCUGCAAUGAAGGAGGAGUAUAGUAAAUUCAUGUCGGAGUAUGAGCGCUUAGGGCACAUGAAACAACUCACCGAGCCGGUGGACGAUUCGUGUGAACACUACUAUCUCCCUCAUCACGCGGUGCUUAAGGAAUCGAGCACAACCACCAAGGUCAGGGUAGUCUUUGACGCGUCGUGCAAGACAGCUUCUGGCUACUCCUUGAACGACAAACUCCUGGUUGGGCCGGUGAUCCAAGACGAUCUGUUUACCAUCAUCGUUCGUUUCCGGUCUCACGCAGUCGCACUCUCAGCAGACGUUGAGAAAAUGUAUCGCCAAAUUCUCCACGAUUCUCGCGACACUGAUUACCUGCGCAUUCGGUAUAGAAGAAACACCGCAGAGCCGAUUCAGACGUUCCAACUACAAACAGUAACAUAUGGCACGUCUUGCGCACCCUUCCUAGCAACAAGAACGCUAAAGCAGAUCGCUCUCGAUCACAAGAUGCAAUACCCCCGAGCAGUGGAUCCUGUAUUGCACGAUUUUUAUGUGGAUGACCUGCUAACGGGAACAGACGAGUUGGCAGAUGCAAUUGAAAUGCAAAGGCAGAUUUCCGAGAUGCUCAUGCAGGCUGGAUUCGUGUUGAAGAAGUGGGUAUCGAACGUACCCGAAGCACUAAUCGGCCUUCCUUCAGAAGACCUUGCCAUCCUUCCUACUCAUGAAUGGCAAGAUCCCCAAUUUGUAUCGACGCUUGGUCUGGUUUGGGAGCCAGCAGUUGAUAUGCUGCGAUAUCGGAUCGAUCUACCAACUGCUGCGACGAUGUUGACAAAGAGGCUAGCUUUGUCCUACAUCGCCAAAAUCUUUGACCCGCUGGGCUUGCUUAGUCCAACCAUUAUCAUCGCUAAGCUCUUUAUGCAACAACUGUGGAAGUUGCAGGAAAACGGGAAGCCAUGGGAUUGGGAUCGUGAGCUACCAUCACAUCUCCAAAAGGAAUGGACGGCAUUUCAUUCCAAGCUGCAUUCACUUCGGGAAGUGCGCAUUCCGCGUUACACUUCAAUUCGGCAGGCAACAAACGUGCAGCUACACAUUUUCGCGGAUGCUUCUCAGGUGGCAUAUGGUGCUUGCUGUUACGUCAGGGCAGAAAACGAUUCGACAACAUCGGUGCAGCUGUUGGCAGCUAAGUCUAAAGUAGUAUCGUUGUCGAACACACAUUCCAUAGCGAGACUCGAGCUCUGUGCAGCGCGGUUGGCAACGCAACUGUUCCGGAAGGUCAGUCAGUCCCUCAACGGUGAAUACGAUGCUUUCGCUUGGACUGAUUCCAUGACCGUGCUACAUUGGCUCAAUUCAGCACCACGGAGGUGGAAGCCUUUCGUUGCCAACAGGGUGGCAAAAAUUCAAGGAGAAACCCGGAUCAAGUGCUGGAGGCAUGUUCCUGGUGUAGACAACCCAGCAGACGAUGCAUCGCGAGGUCUACUACCAGACAAAUUGCAAUCCUGUGAACGAUGGUGGCAUGGGCCACAUUGGUUGAGCAGCAAACAGGAAGAAUGGCCUAUAAGAGAACCUGCAAUUGAAGAAACGGCAUCAAUAGAAGAAGAACGUGUUACACAAUCACGAAUAGCUGCAAUGUCGAUGGAGGACGAUUUCAACAAUAAGCUAUUUACACGGUUUUCAACCUACCUCAAACUUCGUCGAACCAUGGCGUAUUGUUUACGUUUCGUGCAAUGCAUGAGGACACCGAAACCCGCAAUUACGUCACCGACAGCCAAGGGUCAUGCUUCGAUUCAGGACAUGAGUAUAUUGAUUGCACCUCCAUCUCGAGACGAACUCAUCCAAGCUGAGCUGCAGUUGUGUCGGUUAGCUCAGCAAGAUUCAUUUGCGGACGAGUUAAAAAUGGUUAAAAACGGCAAGGAUGUACCACGCAAUUCGAAGCUGAAAUGGUUGUCCCCCUUUAUUGAUGAGGCGGGAAUCCUGCGUGUUGGUGGCCGGCUUCACAACGCACAAAUAGCAGAAUACGCGAAGCAUCCUAUACUUCUUUCUGCAAAACACCCACUCGCUGCAUUGUUAGCAGUCGCGUAUCACCAGAAGUAUAUGCACACCGGUCCUGAACACUUAUUAUCCAUCCUUCGUGAACGCUUCUGGAUAAUCGGUGGCCGUAAUUUGACCAAGUUGGUUUUCCAUCGGUGUCACAAGUGUUUCAAGGCCAAACCUACACUGGUGCAACAAUCCGUUGCAGAUCUUCCGACAUCAAGGGUUACACCCACGAGACCAUUUGCUGUCAGUGGUGUGGACUAUUGCGGUCCGGUAUUGCUGAAGUCGCCUGUUCGCAAUAGAAGUCCCACCAAGGCAUACAUCGCCAUCUUCGUGUGCUUUGCAACACGAGCGGUCCACAUUGAGUUGGUGAAUGAUCUCACUACGGCGGCAUUUUUGGCAGCACUAAGGCGCUUCGUGGCUCGCAGAGGCAAAAUCGCGGAACUGCAUUCGGAUAAUGCUACUACGUUUAAGGGGGCUGCACACGAACUUCAUCGCCUCUACGAGAUGUUUAAGUGCAGCAAUAGCGAACGCAUCGAAAUCUUCAACUGGUGUGCCAAUGAAGAAAUUCAGUGGAAGUUUAUUCCCCCUCGAGCGCCACACUUCGGAGGACUGUGGGAGGCUGCUGUACGAUCCGCUAAACAGCACCUAAUUCGCACGAUAGGAAGUACGAGCCUCACUCAGGAGGGAAUGGUAACAUUGCUAGCGCAGGUCGAACAAUGCUUAAAUUCAAGACCCCUGAUUCCGCUUUCUAGUGAGCCAUCGGACACGCAACCGCUCACUCCGGGUCAUUUUUUUGGUAGGGUCGAACAUGCUGGCGUUGCCACAAGUUGAUAGGAGUCAGGUGUCAGGCAAUAGAUUGAAGGAAUUUGAUUUGGUGCAAAAGCAUAUGCAGCAUAUAUGGUCGCGUUGGUAUCCGGAAUACUUACAGCAGCUUCAGGCCCGGGCCAAACGUUUAAUAGUUCCACCAGUGUCGCUAGAAGAAGGGCAAUUGGUAAUCAUAAAGGAAGACAAUAUACCACCUACCUUGUGGCCAAUGGGUAGAAUAACACGAUUGCACCCAGGAAAGGACGGCGUUGUUAGAGUCGUAACACUUCGUACAGCUGCAGGAAAGGAGAUAGUACGCGCAGCAGCUAGAUUGGCAAUCCUUCCAAAUCCAAACGUAUGUGAAGACAAUUAACCUCGAACACCAAAGUUAGGAGGCGAUCAUCGCGAAGCACAUGCGUAAUGUAAACAACCACACCGCACAUACACACGACACGAUACACGAAGUGACAGAUCGACACUUGCAACUUGUACAACACAACACCACACUUGCACAACAUUUGCUAUCUCUGAGGCGAAGUUAGAUCGAGAUACUUCUUCAUUUUCUUAUUAUUUUUUUUUCAAUUGUAUUUUCUGAAUGUUUUAAAGAAAUACUUUCUUUGGCGGCCGGAAUGUUAGAGAUUGUAAUUUGAAUUUAUUAGCUCGAAUUAGUUCGAAUUCGAAAUUCGAACUAAAUUUAGAGAUAGGAAAUGAAUUCAUAGGCAUAGAUAAGGAUACAGAAUGAACUAAAAUGAAUUAUGUAAUGAACUCUUGACAAUUGAAUAUACAGUAGCAACCGGACAUUUGAACGAGUCGCAUUCAUUUUUCUAACCGGCACAAGUUUUUGGAAUUAUCGGGAAAGAAAACGAGUUUUACCACGUAGCCGAACAUUCGUGAGGUU
Molecule: messenger RNA, 6289 nt
Organism: Anopheles arabiensis
Lineage: Eukaryota; Metazoa; Arthropoda; Insecta; Diptera; Culicidae
Exons: 1
Coding region: 529-5418 (1629 amino acids)
Biological process (GO): DNA integration
Molecular function (GO): nucleic acid binding
Source: RefSeq, a predicted model, not a curated record